UCGGAGAGGGUCGGGCGCGGCGCAGGGUUGGUGGCCGGCAGUGCUGCAAGCGGGGGGCCCCUUCCCCCUCCUCCAUCACUACCAGCCGGGCUCAGGCCUAGCUGGCCGGGCUGCUGAGAACUUCCUCCCGGCUCGGCCCCUGCCCUGCAGCUUGGCCGCUCAAUGCGUGCACCUCGGCCUUCGCCUCCCCUCAGGUAGCCAACUAGGGGCUGCGGGGGCAGCAAACUUUGCUUGCUGCUGAAUAUUGAUGAGUGCGAUCGGCGCGGCCGGGAGGUGCGCGGCUGCGGGAAGCAGUGCGGCCCGUGCAGGCGGCGGCGGCGGCGGCGGCGGCGGCGUCGGCAGCAGCCAUGUUUGUCAAGCUGUAGCAGCUGCUGCUACCCUGACUGGGCUUCUCCAGCCACCUGGGUUUCUAUGCCGGCCGCGUCCGGUUCUUUGGACCAUGCAGCUGCGGACCGAAUAGGCCUGCAGUCAAGAAGGUUGAUGCCGCCCCAGGAUGGAUCAGACCUGUGAACUGUCUAGAAGAAACUGUCUGCUGCCUUUUUCCAAUCCAGUGAAUUUAGAUGCCCCUGAAGACAAGGACAGCCCUUUCGGUAAUGGUCAAUCCAAUUUUUCUGAGCCACUUAAUGGGUGUACUAUGCAGUUAUCGACUGCUAGUGGAACAUCCCAAAAUGCUUAUGGACAAGAUUCUCCAUCUUGUUACAUUCCACUGCGGAGACUACAGGAUUUGGCCUCCAUGAUCAAUGUAGAAUAUUUAAAUGGGUCUGCUGAUGGAUCAGAAUCCUUUCAAGACCCUGAAAAAAGUGAUUCAAGAGCUCAGUCGCCAAUUGUUUGCACUUCCUUGAGUCCUGGUGGUCCAACAGCACUUGCUAUGAAACAGGAACCCUCUUGUAAUAACUCCCCUGAACGCCAGUUAAAAGUAACAAAGACUAUCAAGAAUGGCUUUCUGCACUUUGAGAAUUUUACUUGUGUGGACGAUGCAGAUGUAGAUUCUGAAAUGGACCCAGAACAGCCAGUCACAGACGAUGAGAGUAUAGAGGAGAUCUUUGAGGACACUCAGACCAAUGCCACCUGCAAAUAUGAGCCUAAAUCAGAGAAUGAUGUAGAAGUGGCCAUGGGAAGUGAACAAGACAGCACACCAGAGAGUAGACAUGGUGCAGUCAAACCGCCAUUCUUGCCAUUAGCUCCUCAGACUGAAACACAGAAAAAUAAGCAAAGAGAUGAAGUGGACGGCAGCAAUGAAAAAGCAGCCCUUCUCCCAGCCCCCUUUUCACUAGGAGAUACAAACAUUACCAUAGAAGAGCAAUUAAAUUCAAUAAAUUUAUCUUUUCAGGAUGAUCCAGACUCCAGUACCAGUACAUUAGGAAACAUGCUAGAAUUACCUGGAACUUCAUCAUCAUCUACUUCACAGGAAUUGCCAUUUUGUCAACCCAAGAAAAAGUCUACGCCCCUGAAGUAUGAAGUUGGAGAUCUCAUUUGGGCAAAAUUCAAGAGACGCCCAUGGUGGCCCUGCAGGAUAUGCUCUGAUCCAUUGAUUAACACGCAUUCAAAAAUGAAAGUUGCCAAUCGGAGGCCUUAUCGUGAGUAUUAUGUAGAAGCUUUUGGAGACCCUUCUGAAAGAGCCUGGGUGGCUGGAAAAGCAAUCGUCAUGUUUGAAGGCAGACAUCAAUUUGAAGAAUUACCUGUCCUUAGGAAAAGAGGAAAGCAGAAAGAAAAAGGAUAUAGACAUAAGGUGCCUCAGAAAAUUUUGAGUAAAUGGGAAGCCAGUGUUGGUCUUGCUGAACAAUAUGAUGUUCCCAGAGGGUCAAAGAACAGGAAAUGUGUCACCAGUUCAAUCAAGUUGGACAGUGAAGAGGAUAUGCCAUUUGAGGACUGUACAAAUGAUCCUGAAUCAGAACAUGAUCUAUUGCUUAAUGGCUGCUUGAAAUCUCUGGCUUUUGAUUCUGAACAUUCUGCAGAUGAGAAGGAAAAACCUCCUGCUAAGUCUCGAGCUAGAAAAAGCUCUGAUAAUCUAAAAAGGACUAGUGUGAAAAAGGGCCUUAUGCAGUUUGAAACACAUAAAGAGGAAUGGAGGGGAAAGACUCCUGAGAACCUUAGCCUAAAUUUUAUCUCUGGGGAUGUAUGUGAUAAUCAGGCCUCUAAUGAACUUUCCAGGAUAGCAAACAGCCUCAGUGGGUCCAACACUGCCCCAGGCAGUUUUCUCUUUUCCUCAUGUGGAAAAAACACUGCUAAAAAAGAAUUUGAGACUUCAAAUUGUGAUGCUUUAUUAGGAUUAUCUGAGGGUGCCUUGAUCUCUAAACGUUCUGGGGAGAAAAAGCGAGGUCUGGUAUGUAAUUCAAAAGUGCAGCUCUGCUAUGUUGGAGCUGGUGAUGAAGAAAAGCGAAGUGAUUCCAUUAGUAUCUGUACCACUUCUGAUGAUGGAAGCAGUGAUCUGGAUCCCAUAGAGCACAGCUCAGAGUCUGAUAACAGUGUCCUUGAAAUUACAGACACUUUUGAUAGGACAGAGAAUGUGUUAUCUGUGCAGAAAAAUGAAAAGAUGAAGUACUCUAGGUAUCCUGACACAAACACUAGAGUAAAAGCCAAGCUGAAGCCUUUCAUUGCUAACUCGCAUGCAGAACACUUGGAUAGAAAGACAGCAGAGCCUGGAGCUGAAACAUCUCAGGUUAAUCUCUCUGAUCUUAAGGUGUCUACUUUUGUUCAGAAAUCCCAUUCAGAUUUUAGAAAUGAUAGUUUGUCUCCAAAAUUCAACACACCAAGUAUUUCCAGUGAAAACUCAUUAGUGAAAAGUGGGGUUACACAUCAAUCUCUGUUACAUUCAAAAAACAAACAGCCCAAGUUCCGAAAUGUAAAGUGCAAACAUAAAGAAAAUCCAGUUAUGGUAGAAUCAUCAGUUCUAAAUGAGGACUGCAGCUUGAAAUGCUGCUCUUCUGAUCUUAAAGGUUCUCCUUUGGCCAGCAUUUCUAAAAGUGGAAAAGUGGAUGGGCUAAAGCUACUAAACAAUAUGCAUGAGAAAACCAGGGAUGCAAGUGACAUAGAAACAGCAGUGGUGAAACAUGUUCUGUCAGAAUUGAAAGAACUUUCUUACAGAUCUUUGAGUGAUGAUAGUGACUCUGGAACAUCAAAGCCAUCAAAACCAUUACUUUUUUCUUCCACUUCUAGUCAGAAUCAUAUACCUAUUGAACCAGACUACAAAUUCAGUACGCUGCUAAUGAUGCUAAAAGACAUGCAUGAUAGUAAGACUAAGGAGCAGAGAUUGAUGACAGGUCAAAAUCUUGUCUCUUAUCGAAGUCCUGCCCGUGGAGACUCUUCUACUAGUAGCCCUGUAGGGGCAUCUAAAGUUUUAGUUUCAGGAGGAUCUACACACAAUGCAGAAAAAAAUGGAAAUGGCACUCAGAACUCAGCUCAUCCUUGCCCUAAUGGGAGUGACUCUACGCUGUCUGGGGAGUUACCUGCCUCCCUACCUGAUGUAGUGUCCACCAGAAGAGACUUUCCUUAUGGCAAAAAUCGAUCAAACUGUGUUUCUAGGCGCAACUGUGGCAGAUCAAAAUUGUCAUCCAAAAUGAGAGAUGCAUUUUCAAUCCAAUUAGCAAAGAACACAGUGAACCGGAAAACCUUAAAGACGGAGAAAACCUUAAAGACAGAGCGCAAAAGAAAACUGAACCGACUUCCAGCUCUGACCCUUCCAGGUACAGCACAGGGAGACAAAGAGAGUGGAGGUUCAGUGACUAGCCCAUCAAGAAGCAGGGCAGCAGAUCCUCCUAAAGAAGAACCUGCCCAAUUAAUGGACCACUUAGCAAGUGAAGAUGCUCAUUUUUCAGAUGUACAUUUUGAUAACAAAGUUAAACAGUCUGACUCCGAUAAAAUUUCUGAUAGAGGACCCACUUUUGAGAACAAUAAAGGCUUGGUACUGAACUCUGAAAUGAACAGCAAGAAUGAUGAACCCAGUGCUGGUGUAGUAAGUCAAGUAGUGCCUAAAAAGCGGUGGCAGCGUGUAAACCAAAGGCGCACUAAACCUGGAAAGCGUACUAACAGGUUUAGGGAGAAAGAAAACUCUGAGGGCACCUUUGGGGUCUUUCCUCCUGGUGACCAUAUAGAGAAAGGGCGUAAUAAUUUCUCAGAGCAUAGAGGUCCUCCUCCUACUGAUAUACUAGAGGAUUCAGGAACAGCUCCUAAUCAUGUCAGCCACUUAGAUUCAGUUGGGCCACGGUUGAAAAUUUGUGAUAAAUCCAGUACCAGCAUGGAGGACAUGGAAAAAGAGCCAGGAAUUCCCAACUUGACACCACAGGCCAAGCUCCCUGAGCCAGCUGUGCGGUCAGAGAAGAAACGGCUUAGGAAACCAAGCAAGUGGCUUCUGGAAUAUACAGAAGAAUAUGAUCAGAUAUUUGCACCUAAGAAAAAGCAAAAGAAGGUACAGGAACAAACACACAAGGUAAGUUCCCGCUGUGAAGAGGAGCGCAUUCUGUCCCGCUGUCAAUCUAGUACUCAGAACAAACAGGUGGAUGAGAAUUCUUUGAUUUCAACCAAAGAAGAGCCUCCAGUUCUUGAAAGGGAGGCUCCAUUUUUGGAGGGCCCCUUGACUCAGUCAGAACUUGGAGUUGGUCAUGCUGAGUUACCACAGUUAACCUUGUCUGUGCCUAUGGCUCCAGAAGUUUCUCCGAGGCCUGCCCUUGAGUCUGAAGAUUUGAUUGUUAAAACACCAGGAAACUAUGAAAGUAAACGCCAAAGGAAACCAACAAAGAAACUUCUUGAAUCCAAUGAUUUAGACCCUGGAUUUAUGCCUAAGAAGGGGGACAUUGGCUUUUCUAAAAAGUGUUAUGAAGGUGGUCAUUUGGAGAAUGGCAUUACUGAAUCAUGUGCUGCUUCUCAUUUGAAGGAUAUUCGUGGAGGCACAACCAAGAUGUUUGACAAGCCAAGGAAACGAAAACGACAGAGACAUAUUACACCCAAAGUGCAGUGUAAAAGAGUGAAAAGUGAUGACUCAUCAAAAGCGACUCCAGGCUCAGAGGGUGAACUGAUGACUCACAGGACAGCUGCAAGCCCGAAGGAGAAUGUUGAAGAGGGUAUAGAACACGAUGCUGGGAUGUCUUCUUCUAAAAAACUGCAGGGUGAACGAGGGGGAGGAGCUGCACUCAAGGAGAAUGUUUGUCAGAACUGUGAGAAAGUGGGUGAGCUGCUUUUAUGUGAGGCUCAGUGCUGUGGGGCUUUCCACCUGGAGUGCCUUGGGUUAACUGAGAUGCCACGAGGAAAAUUUAUCUGCAAUGAGUGUCGCACAGGAAUCCAUACCUGUUUUGUAUGUAAGCAGAGUGGGGAAGAUGUUAAAAGGUGCCUUCUACCCUUGUGUGGAAAGUUUUAUCAUGAAGAAUGUGUCCAGAAGUACCCACCAACUGUCAUGCAGAACAAGGGCUUCCGGUGCUCUCUCCACAUCUGUAUAACCUGUCAUGCUGCUAAUCCAGCCAGUGUUUCGGCAUCUAAAGGUCGUCUGAUGCGCUGUGUCCGUUGUCCCGUGGCAUAUCAUGCAAAUGACUUUUGUCUGGCUGCAGGGUCAAAGAUCCUUGCAUCUAAUAGUAUCAUCUGUCCUAAUCACUUUACCCCUAGGCGGGGCUGCCGAAAUCAUGAACAUGUCAAUGUCAGCUGGUGUUUUGUAUGCUCAGAAGGAGGCAGCCUUCUGUGCUGUGAUUCUUGUCCUGCUGCUUUUCAUCGUGAAUGCCUGAACAUUGAUAUCCCUGAAGGAAACUGGUAUUGCAAUGACUGUAAGGCAGGCAAAAAGCCACACUACAGGGAAAUUGUAUGGGUAAAAGUUGGACGAUACAGGUGGUGGCCGGCUGAGAUCUGCCAUCCUCGAGCUAUUCCUUCCAACAUUGAUAAAAUGCGACAUGAUGUAGGCGAGUUUCCUGUCCUCUUCUUUGGAUCUAAUGAUUAUCUAUGGACUCAUCAGGCUCGAGUCUUUCCUUACAUGGAGGGGGAUGUGAGCAGUAAGGAUAAGAUGGGCAAAGGAGUGGAUGGAACAUAUAAAAAAGCUCUUCAGGAAGCUGCAGCAAGAUUUGAGGAGUUAAAGGCACAAAAAGAGCUAAGACAGCUGCAGGAAGAUAGAAAAAAUGACAAGAAGCCACCACCUUAUAAACAUAUAAAGGUGAACCGUCCUAUUGGCAGGGUACAGAUCUUCACUGCAGACUUAUCAGAAAUUCCCCGUUGCAACUGUAAAGCUACUGAUGAAAACCCUUGUGGGAUAGACUCUGAGUGCAUCAAUCGCAUGCUGCUAUAUGAGUGUCACCCGACAGUAUGUCCUGCUGGAGGCCGCUGUCAAAAUCAGUGUUUCAGCAAGCGCCAGUAUCCAGAGGUUGAAAUUUUCCGCACAUUGCAGAGGGGCUGGGGUCUAAGGACAAAAUCAGAUAUUAAAAAGGGUGAAUUUGUGAAUGAAUAUGUGGGUGAACUAAUAGAUGAAGAAGAAUGCAGAGCCCGAAUCCGUUAUGCCCAAGAACAUGAUAUCACUAAUUUCUAUAUGCUCACCUUAGAUAAAGACCGAAUCAUUGAUGCUGGUCCCAAAGGAAACUAUGCUCGGUUUAUGAAUCAUUGCUGCCAGCCCAACUGUGAAACACAGAAGUGGUCUGUGAAUGGAGAUACCCGUGUUGGACUUUUUGCUCUGAGUGACAUUAAAGCAGGCACUGAACUUACUUUCAAUUACAACCUAGAAUGUCUUGGGAAUGGAAAAACUGUUUGCAAAUGUGGAGCUCCAAACUGCAGUGGCUUCUUGGGUGUCAGACCAAAGAAUCAACCCAUUGCCACAGAAGAAAAGUCAAAAAAAUUUAAGAAGAAGCAACAGGGGAAGCGCAGAAGCCAGGGUGAAAUCACAAAAGAACGAGAAGAUGAGUGUUUCAGCUGUGGGGAUGCUGGCCAACUGGUCUCCUGCAAGAAACCGGGCUGCCCCAAAGUUUACCAUGCAGACUGUCUCAAUCUGACCAAGCGACCAGCAGGGAAGUGGGAGUGUCCUUGGCACCAGUGUGACAUCUGUGGGAAGGAAGCAGCUUCCUUCUGUGAGAUGUGUCCCAGCUCCUUCUGCAAGCAACAUCGGGAAGGGAUGCUCUUCAUUUCUAAACUUGAUGGGCGUCUCUCUUGUACUGAGCAUGAUCCCUGUGGGCCCAACCCUCUAGAACCUGGGGAGAUCCGUGAGUAUGUGCCUCCCUCAGUGCCGCUGUCUCCAAGCCCCAGUACUCACCUGGCAGAACAAUCGUCAGGAAUGGCUGUUAAGGGGCCCAAGAUGUCAGAUAAGUCACCUGCUGAUGCCAGCCAGUCAUUGCCGCUCUCUAAAAAAGCUCUGGCAGGGACUUGUCAAAGGCCACUGCUACCUGAAAGACCUCUGGAGAGAAGUGACUCCAGCUCCCAGCUUUUAGAUAGGGUCAGAGACCUGGCUGGAUCAGGGACCAAAUCGCAAACCUUGUUACCAAACCAGAGGCCACUGGAAAGGCCACCUGCAGUGGAAGGACCAAGACCACAGCUAUCUGACAAACUCUCUCCAGUGACCAGCCCAAGCUCCUCGCCCUCAGUGAGGUCCCACCCACUGGAAAGACCUCUGGGGAUGGCUGAUCCAAGGCUGGAUAAAUCUAUAGGUGCUGCCAGCCCAAGGCCCCAGUCACUGGAGAAAACCCCCGCCCCCACUGGCCUGAGACUUCCACCGCCAGACAGACUGCUAAUCAACAACAGUCCCAAACCCCAGACAUCUGAGAGGCCUACAGACAAAUCCCACACCUCUUUGGCUCAGAGACUUCCACCUCCUGAGAAAGUACUAUCAGCUGUAGUACAGACCCUGGUAGCUAAAGAAAAAGCACUGAGGCCUGUGGACCAGAAUACUCAGUCAAAAAACAGAGCUGCUUUAGUGAUGGAUCUCAUAGACUUAACUCCUCGCCAGAAAGAACAGGCCCCUUCUCAUGAUGUCACACCACAGGCUGAUGAGAAGAUACCAGUGUUGGAGUCAAGUUCAUGGCCUGUUGGCAAAGGUCUGGGGCAUAUGCCACGAGCUCUGGAGAAAGGCAGCAUGUCAGAUCCCCUUUUCCAGUCACCUGGGAAAACUGCACCUCAUUCAGAGCACACCUGGCAAGCUGUUAAAUCACUCACCCAGGCCAGACUUCUUUCUCAGCCUCCUGCCAAGGCUUUUUUGUAUGAGUCAGCUACUCAGGCUUCAGGAAGAGCUCCUGCAGGAGCUGAGCAGACUCCAGGGCCUCCCAGCCAACCACCAGGCAUGGUGAAGCAGGUGAAGCAGAUGGCCGGAGGCCAGCAUCUACCUGGACUUACUGCCAAAAGUGGCCCAUCUUUUAGGGCUCUUGGAAAGGCUCCAUCCUCCCUCCCCACUGAAGAUAAGAAGUUGGCAACUACAGAGCAGAGUCACUGGUCCCUUGGAAAAGCUUCUUCAGGGACAGGUCUCUGGCCCAUAGUGGCUGGACAGGCACUGGCACAGUCUUGCUGGUCUGCUGGAAGUACACAGACAUUGGCACAGACUUGUUGGUCUAUUGGAAGAGGGCAAGACCCCAAACCAGAGCAAAGUACACUUCCAACUCUUAACCAGGCUCCUUCCAGUCAUAAGUGUGCAGAGUCACAACAGAAAUAAUACCUGUAAAUGUCACACGUCCAGACAAGCUGUACCCAGGGUACCAUAGGGGAGGGGAAUCUAUGUUUCUUUCUUUGCCCUCUUUGAAAAACAGACCUAUCCCAACACUUCUACUGUUAUUCUUUCCUUGUAUUACAGUACUCAGAACUCUUGUGAUAAAUAGCCAGUGGGGGGUUUCUGGUUUUGUGACCCAUGUGUGGAAAUUCAACUGGCCCCAGCCAUGCAGACAGACAGACUUGCAUCUCUUUUCCCCAAUUUUUACACACAGUCAACUUACAAUAAAAAGUCCACUCUGGA
Messenger RNA from Octodon degus (degu), 8893 nucleotides. RefSeq names its product nuclear receptor binding SET domain protein 1 (gene Nsd1). The record is from RefSeq and is a predicted model, not a curated record. The coding region runs from base 494 to 8596 and encodes 2700 amino acids. Gene Ontology annotation, cellular component: nucleus; chromatin. Gene Ontology annotation, molecular function: protein binding; histone H3K36 methyltransferase activity. The transcript is spliced from 23 exons. NCBI's taxonomy places the organism in Eukaryota, Metazoa, Chordata, Mammalia, Rodentia, Octodontidae. Gene Ontology annotation, biological process: regulation of DNA-templated transcription.